AGAGCCAUUUUGGCCCAAGCUGCCAGAGUUCGAGGCGAACCGUGCGCGAACGCGCCCCCGCCCCACGCGUAACAGCUCCAAUGGACAUGUAUCAGCAGGAGGAGUCCAUCUACAACAUCGUCCCCCCGCCGCCCCAGAUCAGGGAGAAGCCCCCAAAGCACGUGUCAAAGCAUGACCCGAAGCUGCCUCCUACUGCGUCCACCUUCAACACCAAAGGGUCCACAGUGGGCAUGACCAGCAACAUCUCAGGUGAGUCGACCGCGAAGAGCGUGCCAGACAGGGGCGGCCGGAACUUCGGCAAGCCCCCGGGCGCCUGCGUGCCAGACCCCCAGAAGCGCUUGCAGGCGAACGCGGCCAACAAGGUGCCCACGCUCUCGGAGGUGAGGAAGAACAACCCGGACCUGCUGCAACCCUCGCAGCUGAAGCCCAAGAUCAGGCCCGACGUGCCGAAGAGUGGAGACGCACCCGUGAUGAACUUGGUGAGCUCCAAGAACUUCAUUGUCGCGAACGCGGUGGAAACCAUCCUGGCCGCCCCGAAGAAGGGAUCCGACGGCGCCAGGGAUUAUCUGAGCAAGCAGGACUUCGGCAAGACGCCAAAGUACUUGAGCAGGGUCAGGGCCGACAUUGACGACGAGAAGUCCUACAUCGCAAACCUGAUGCAGCAGCAGCAGGAGGAGGAGGCCCAGAGGGUGCGCCCCAUGUCCGAGGACGAGCGCCAGUCCCUGAUCAGCGGGCUCAAAGCAAACUGGGAGACGGUCAACAAGGAUUACCAGGCCAUGGCCCACCUCACCAAGCUCGACACGGUGGGCAAGAUCAGGAGGAAGGAGCAGAUGGAGACGAAGCUCACGCAGAUCGAGAAGGACAUCGAGAAGCUGAGCAAGAAGAGCAUCAUCAUUCACAGCGAGUUCUAGGCUGCGGCCGCGCCACCGUCCGCUCCGCGGCGGCGGCGGCACCCCCCGGGCGCCGUGGGGGGGGGGGGGGCGCUUCGCUGCGGGCGGGGGGAGCGCGAAGCCCCCAGCGCUGUCCCGCGGCGUUCCCUCGCUCCGCUCCGCUCCCGCUCCUCCUCGCGGAGGCUUCUCUCUCUCCGGCGCUGCAUUGGGAAGUCCAGGGUUCGUUCGAGGCUGGCUUCUUCCCCCCCGAGGGAC
This is a messenger RNA of Prorocentrum cordatum, 1145 nucleotides long. The record is from the annotation of a GenBank genome assembly. Lineage: Eukaryota; Dinophyceae; Prorocentrales; Prorocentraceae.